AUGCAGAGUUUGCAUGACCGGAUCAUGGAUCUUGAUAUGGUGGAUAGGGAUAAGGAAAAUUUGAUGGAUCUUAUAAGUGCAAGAUUGGAGAUGAAUUUGGAGAUUGAUAAAGUCGAGUUGUUUUGGGAACAACGAGCUCAGGCAAAUUGGCUGAAAUUGGGUGAUAGGAACAUGGGGUUUUUUCAUCGGUUUGCAACUCAGAGACGGAGGGUUAAUCGAGUGAGUUGUCUUAUUAAGAAUGAUGGGAGCUUGGUUCAUGAUGGUGAGGGCUUGUUUGAUGUUGCCGAUGCCUAUUUCACACAAUUGUUCACUUUUCAAGGGCAGGGUGAUUCGAGGCAUAUUCUGGAGGGGUCUACUCGUGUAAUGGCUCUGACUAAAGCAUCAGGUUCAGAUGCGCUUCCUACGUUGUUUUAUCAAAAGUUUUGGCAUAUUGUCGAGCGUGAUAUUGGUGCAUAUUGUCUUGAAAUCUUGAACGAUGUUAUUUCUACUAAUAUAAACAAAACUCAUAUAGUGCUUAUUCUUGAAGUUGCCAAUCCUACGAGAAUGCAACAGUUUCAUCCUAUUAGUCUUUGCUCUGUUCUAUACAAAUUUGUCUUGAAAGUUGUGAGUGCUCUUUUUCCUGGUCGAUUGAUUACAGAUAACACCAUCUUGGCGCAUGAAAUUCUUAAUGUGUAUCGCCGAAAGAGGAGGGGAAAGAAAGGGCACUUCACUUUAAAGCUUGACAUGUAA
Gossypium raimondii (Peruvian cotton) is the source of this 729-nucleotide messenger RNA. RefSeq lists its product as uncharacterized. The record is from RefSeq and is a predicted model, not a curated record. The coding region runs from base 1 to 729 and encodes 242 amino acids. The transcript is spliced from 3 exons. NCBI's taxonomy places the organism in Eukaryota, Viridiplantae, Streptophyta, Magnoliopsida, Malvales, Malvaceae.